Drosophila erecta is the source of this 650-nucleotide messenger RNA. RefSeq lists its product as uncharacterized. NCBI's taxonomy places the organism in Eukaryota, Metazoa, Arthropoda, Insecta, Diptera, Drosophilidae. The coding region runs from base 39 to 512 and encodes 157 amino acids. The transcript has 2 exons. The record is from RefSeq and is a predicted model, not a curated record.
CACUUGGAAUCUCGGCUCGCAAACAGGUUGCUGUCGCAAUGAGGAAACUGCAAAUAUUGGGAUUUCUGUGCAUGGGUGCUUUUUUUACCCUUGGCACUUCUUUCGCUGAUCCCAGGGUAAAGGCCUAUGUAAAUGACUUUGUGUUUCCCACCGAAGAUGAGCACGUCAUUCCCCCUUGGCAGCAGUUCACCAAUGGGCACUCAUCCCAGUCGAGAGACUUGAAAUUAUCCAAAUGCAGUGACAUUCGUGUGGAAGACUCUUCCGGAAAAGCUCGUCUGAUCUUCAUCAGCUACCAGAAAGUAGAGGAUCCUCUUCAGAGCUUAAAAAAGCAGCUAGGCGGGGAACUAAAUCUUCCGGAACUUGUUGAUAGCAUAAAGGUAGUGAGGCGUGGGAAAAACCGCUUAGUUUUUGAUAUGCCAAGCGCUUUGGAUGCUCUUUUCACCCUGAAUAGUUACUGCAAUCUAUAUCGCGAUCGUCACGAUUUCACCUAUGAAAUCAUCACCGUUGAGUAAUGAUCCAAACCGAUUUUAGAUCAGCUUAUUCGAUUUCACUUAGGAUUUACACAUGUACUCAUUAAUAAACAAAGAUAAAACAAGAAAGAAAGCUAUAGUCGAGUUCCCCGACUAUCUGAUACCAAUUACUCAGCUAGU